AUGAAGAGUGAAAGUCUGCAGUGGACAGUUCAGCUCCUGACGCCCGAGUCCGAAGAGAAUGCAGGCACAGCCACGUGCCGCUUCUGCCUGCGACAGCGCGGCCUCUGCCUGGCACUGGGGGCCUUGCUGGCCGCAGAUGUGGGCGCCUCGCUGGUUCUUUUUGCCGCAGGGCGCAAGGAGGUGAUGCUGCUCUGCAUCCUCCGCGGCGUGCUUCUGGCCGUUGGCUUCGCUCUCGCCGUGAAGAUGGGCCUAGGCGUCUGGAGCUGCGCCUGCUGCGACGCGCAGCCCGCCAGGGAUCAGCAGCUCCCCAACAACGAAGCCGCCGUGUCCGUGUCCGGAAGCUUCACUAGUGCAGUCCAAAACCUUGCAGAACUGGAGCGCCAGCGUGCUGCUGUCGCCACACGGGAGGCUCACAGCUGGAAGCGAAACGUGGUUCUGGCCAUCUGCUUCGUAGGUAUCACCGUGCAGUCCGUCUAUGCCGGCAUUCAGGUGCUCACCUGGGCGGACGAGACUCCCACCGACGCGUUCUGCUUCACGCUCGUGGUGGCGUGCAUGAACGCGGAGUUUUUUCUUGUGAAGCUGCUCGUGGAGCGACUGACCGAAGAGGAGGGCGUUCUCCUACCAGGCGUUCACGAGCACAGGCUCUACUACCAGAAGGUCGCCGAGAUCGCACACUGCAAGGUCUGCCGCGAGCGCAUCGGCCAGCGGACCGGGGGGCACGAGGGCUUCAAAUGCCGCGAGUGCGAUUCGAGCGGUGGUGGCGGAAGGGGUCCCAUGGGCGGUGGUGGCACCUUCUGGGUGUGCCUUACAUGCUACAGGAAGUCGCAAAACACCAAUACGCAGGAGGGCAUCCUCCGAGGGGACAAAGGGCCCAAGUAUGUGCCAGAGCUCACCAGCUGGGAGUACUUCAAGCGCGCGCUGAACCUCUGCAAGCCCUUUCGGACGGUGUUGCAGUGCGCAGUCGCCUGCACCAUCAUCACCCAGGUCGGCCGGGUGCUGCUUCCCCGGUUCCAGGGCGACAUCAUCAACAGCCUCAUCGACCAGAACAGAGAGGUCUUCUCGUCCAAGCUGCUCACGUACCUGCUGCUAUCCAUCUUCACCAUGCUCUUCGGGUCUGUCCAGAGCGUUUGCGUGGAGAUCGUGCAGAGGAGGAUUACGUGCGACACACGGACGGUUAUGUUCGAGAGCCUCGUCAAGCAAGACAUCGCCUUCUUCGAUGGCACGAUGACAGGCCAACUCACGUCGAGGAUGACGAACGACGUGGCGGCCGUUGUGCAGCCGGUUCGACAGAUCUUGAACACCUUCUUGACUAGCAUCCUCCGCUUGAUCGGGGGCCUCUUCAUGUGCCUGUUCACAUCCUGGAAGCUGACUGUUCUGGCCGCCACGAUGAUUGGUCCGGUGGUGUACCUCACCGGCGUCUACGCCAAGUGGUCCAAGCAGCUGAACAUGGCCAUCCGCGUCAACAUGGCUGAUGCGAACGCUGUUUCUACCGAGGCGCUCCGGAACAUCCGCACGGUGCGCUCCUUUGGGGCGGAUUCGCUGGAAGUCACUGCUUUCCGCCGGCACAUAGACCAGGCACUUCACGGAGGCAUGAAGGACGCGUACGCCUCUGCUGGGGUGUCUGCUAUCACGCAGUAUCUGGACUUUGCUGCCACCAUCCUGAUUCUGUGGUAUGGUGGCUUUGCCGUGCUUGGCGAUGGCCAGCAGGGGCUUCUGAUCGGCCACCUCAUCACCUUCAACCUUUACUGGAACAUGCUCAAUACCUCGAUCACCAACCUCAAUGGGAUGCUGAACACCCUGGUGAAGGCAGCAUCGGCUGCGCAGCGCGUGUUCGAGAUCAUCGACCUUGAGCCGGACAUCCCUGGCGAUGACGGCGACGUGGACCUCCCGAGGGGCAAGCCCUGCAGCAUCGACUUUGAGGCCAUCAAGUUUCUCUACCCCAUGCGACCGGAGAACGUGGUCCUUCAAAGCUGCAGCUUUAGCAUAGGUGCUGGCCAGACGGUGGCGGUUGUUGGCCGCAGCGGGGCUGGAAAGAGCACUUUGGUGGGCUUGCUGCUGCGGUUCUACGACCCAAAAGGUGGCCACAUCCUGGUCAACGGGCGGCCCCUGACGGAGUACAACUUACGCCUCUACCGCAAGCGCGUGGGCGUUGUGUCGCAGGACACCCAGGUCUUUUGUCGGUCCAUCCUGGAGAACUUGACGUAUGGACUUGAACCAGGCGAGGUGCCGCCAACUGACGACAUCGUGUCUGCAUCGAAGGCAGCGAAUGCCCACACUUUCGUGGAGGAGCUGGCGGCCAUCCCCCUGUCGGAGCUGAGCAGUGUCGACAAGCUGAAGAAACUGCUACAUCAGCGGGCAGGAGUGCCAAAGUUUCGGCAAAACCUAGUACACGGCAGCGAGAUCUUAGAAGAUCAUACCAGGUUGGCGUCGUUGGAGCCGCCUCUCGACUUGCAGCUCGUGGUGCUUCCCUUUGUGACGUCUUCCACAGAAGAGGUGCGCUCCUUCAUCGAAUGGGCACUAUGGGGCUGGGAGCGUCGAGUCCUCGAGAUGGCAAGAUGCCGCCACGACCCAAACCAGGUCGCAGACGUCGAAAACGAGCGCCAGUCGCCUGUUCAGGCCGCUUCGAAGAGGGGCCACACGAGGGUACUCCGGUUAUUGCUGGAUGCUGGUGGCGACCGGGACUGUGCUCUACGAGCUGCAAGUGGAGCUGGCCAUGUGCAGAUUGUCCGCAUGCUGCUAGAUGCGCCUCGCACGGCCGAGGGCCUGACCAGUCACGGUAUUCGCAGAAGCCUCGUUGCUGCAUCAUCUUGCGGCCAGGAGCAUAUAGUGUGCUUGCUGCUGGACGCCGGUGCGUUGGACUUCUCUGACAGAGGCUGGCGAAAGACGCUGGCGCUCGCGCUCGUGGCUACGUAUGUGUCUUCCGACAGGUUCUCGGUGGCUAUAUUUGUCGCCCUUCCCCUCGUCGUGAUCGUGCAGCCCACCUAUGAAGCAAUGCUGUGCAUGCAGCUGCUAUUGCUGUCAAUGCCGUGGACAACUUUUCGUUUGGGACCCGGAUCGGGUCCAUCCCGGCCCGCAAUCCUCACAGCCCUGUUGCCCCCAAUCAUGCUGUCAUUCCAGUCAUCGCUUCGAGUGCCAUUCUUGGUGCUCCUGCUGGUGCUGGUCUUUGUCUGGCCCACCCAGAUGAUGCGUCUUCUGUUCUCAGCUUCUUUUUCGCGGGCGAGGGUGCGCUACCGCGAAGGGAGGCAGACGGAGGUCCUUCAGCCCUCUCAGGCCUGUUAA
Messenger RNA from Symbiodinium natans, 3279 nucleotides. The record is from the annotation of a GenBank genome assembly. NCBI's taxonomy places the organism in Eukaryota, Dinophyceae, Suessiales, Symbiodiniaceae.